This is a messenger RNA of Parasteatoda tepidariorum (common house spider), 1220 nucleotides long. RefSeq names its product receptor-transporting protein 3. NCBI's taxonomy places the organism in Eukaryota, Metazoa, Arthropoda, Arachnida, Araneae, Theridiidae. The record is from RefSeq and is a predicted model, not a curated record. Gene Ontology annotation, molecular function: olfactory receptor binding. Gene Ontology annotation, biological process: protein insertion into membrane; protein targeting to membrane.
GUUUAUUAGCAUAGGUCAUCUUAUUACUAGCCCCACGUGUUUGUACUUUUAAAGUACGCUUUUCUCCACGUGCCGACGUUUAUUCUUCAAUAUGCCUCGUGCCAGGUCGUGCAUUAUAAGUACUGAAAAAUUGCUCUCAAAGACUUUGCCUAUACUACUCCUUGCUUGGUGGUUGUAUCGUUCGAAUCGAAACAGUUCACGAAUACUUUAAUAUGGCUGUAUUCUCUACACCAGUUCUUGCUCCAGUUGGACCGCCUGUGCUCAACAGGUUUUUACCUGUAUAUUCCAUUACAACAACACCAGCUGUGUUGGCAGUACCCAUCAUUAAGAGGACGUGCAAUGUGGCGCUUAUCUGGCAGUUGAUUUUCAAUAAACUCUUCUCUCGCUUUGCACCUCAUUCUUGGAGGCUUGUACCAGUAACUUCAAAACCAUCUGGACGAUGGCACACUUUUGUUGAUUCCGCCAAAGUUCGGUUUGCUUGUGAGGCAUGUGGCCAUGGAUGGACUUCUAUGAAAGGAAGAAUUACUUUCUGGUGCGCUUUCUCAAACAAUACAGGAGUAGUAGCCUACCGUCUUUACGGCCAGCAAUGCGAUAGCUGUAAGGGAGAUGGCUAUGAACCAGCAAUGUGGUAUCCUGAAGAGAUAGAAAAGGUCCUUUUGAAUAUAUUCAGUAGAGUUGCACAUGUUUUUUAUGGCUUAGAAAGACCACCAAUUCAACUUAAUAGAAGGCCUGGUAAACCAAAGAAUCCACAUAACUCCGAGCGUUGUCAAGCCUGCAAAGAUGGAGUUUGCGCAGAGCGCAGAUAAAGUGCCUCAAUCGUGAUAACACUCUAAAUCUCAUAUCAUUGACUACUAAGAUGUAAAUUUCAAGCACUGGUGCUAUUAUUUUACAAAACUGUUUUAGAGGCCAAAUCUGAAAGUACUUCUUUAGUUAGAAAGAAUUAGAAACAAUUACUUAUCUCGUUAAGUAAAUCAAAAUGUUUCAAAUGUUAAGAUUGUUUUAGAAUGCAAAUAUUCUAAAACGUCGACCAAACUUUAAACGAAGCCAUGUUAAACAUUUUUGUUAAACCCAAACAUUGAUUUUUGAAGUUUUUCUUAAUCUAUCGAAUUUUUUUAAACUUCAUGUCUGGUUUCAUGUAUUGCCGCAAUUCGCAUAAAGACAUGCGAAACUUGUACUUUUCUGUUUACCAAUUUUGCAAUAAACAUUUUUGCUUUGUCUAA